AUGCGCCGCCUCAGGAUAUCUUCAGCGGCCUUAGCUAUACUAUCAAUCCUCUCGCAAUCACCUUCAUUAACGACACACGCAUUCCCAUUCCCCCUACAUUUCAACACCGGCCUCGCCAGUCGCGAUUGCAAGCCCUGCGGCUUCUACGGCCAAGAGUGCUGCACCACUUCGCAAAUCUGCACCACAAACGCCAACAACCAAGCCAUCUGCAUCGACUCCACCUCUGUCGGAAAACCCCGCGCUACGGAGGGUCAAUGGGAAACAUUCACAACCACAUUCGUCCGCACAGACCUAGUCACCGUGACAUCGGUGGGCAGCAGAUUCAUUGCCGCCCCGACCUCCAGCAGCCAGAUCCAAUGCCAACUCGAACUUGGUGAAUCCGCCUGCGGCACCAUCUGCUGCACGGCCGCUCAGGCAUGCAAAUCUGAAGGCCAAUGCGUCGAGGCAGGAAGCUCCCCCUUCGAUCCCACCGUAGGGCCUUCCCCCACCCCUCCCUCCAGACCAACCAGCUCGGGCGACGCAACCAUCACCACCAUGCCGACCGCAACCGUCCCCUUCCUCCCUCCAGUUGGCACAGACGGCAACCCGCUGCCACCGCCAGCAGCCUCGACGGGCGGCGGGGGACUCAGCGGUGGCGCCAUCGCAGGCAUCGUCAUCGGUGUCAUUUUCGGCGUCCUCCUCUUAUUUCUCAUCUGCUUGUCCGCGUGCGCCAAAGGCGCCAUCGCGGCGAUUCUGGCACUGCUGGGGCUGGGCAAGAAGAAAAGAGAGAGCGGCUCCAGUACGACACAUUCGUUCUCCGAUGGCGACGGGCGACCUGGCCGUACCUGGUUUGGGUACCGCCCAUCCCGCCCGCCUCCAGCGCGGUACUCGAACUCGUACUCGUCUUACACUGAGAAGUCGAAGAAGUCCGGCCUGUUUGGUCUGGGGAAGUGGACGAGUAUAGGGCUUGUUCUGGGCGCUCUGGCAAUUUGUCUGGGGCUGCGGAGUAAGAAGAAGCAACAAUCGCCCAGUUCAGGUUAUUCCGAUUCGUACUAUUACUAUGAUUAUAGUAGCAGCAGCAGCAGUAGCUCACCACCGCCCAGAUCAAAGCGGUCGAAGGUUCCUUCUUCAAGAUCGAGGUCGAGGUCAACGAGGCAUUGA
This is a messenger RNA of Blastomyces dermatitidis ER-3, 1140 nucleotides long. RefSeq lists its product as uncharacterized. The transcript has 2 exons. The record is from RefSeq and is a predicted model, not a curated record. NCBI's taxonomy places the organism in Eukaryota, Fungi, Ascomycota, Eurotiomycetes, Onygenales, Ajellomycetaceae. The coding region runs from base 1 to 1140 and encodes 379 amino acids.